CCCGAGAUAUGAAAAAGAAUAUAAAUAAAAGCCAUUAUUCUUUUAUUUGUUUUCUCCGUUAGAGAGAGAAGGGGGGGUUGGCCCAGCGGAUCGAAGAUGACGACGAUCUGAGCUUUCUUCUUCCAUGGAGUUUCGAUUCCCUCGCAUUUGGCUCCCUCUUGUUGUGUAAUAAGCUCUCCUCCUCUUCGAUUUUGGGGAAAGAGAGAGGAAAAAAAAACGUUCGAUGUUAUUUUUUUUUGUCGCGGAUUUGGGCGUGGGUUUCUCCAGAUUAUCCACGAUGUGAAAGAUUCUCCCAUUCAAUGAGCGAUUCUAGGAUGUGGGUCUGAGGAAUGGGAGCAGCUGUCCACUGUGAAAGCUUGCAUUACUCAAUGAAGGAUCUCAGUGAAGAAUCAAACAGUACUUCAUCAGUCAGACCCGUGGCAGAUUCUCGCUCUGGUAACGAGAUAGAUUUCUUGAAACGGACGAUGAUUGAACAGGAGGCCGUUUUCAAGAAUCAGGUGUCUGAGCUUCAUCGCCUAUACAGAGUACAGAGGACAUUGGUUGAGGAACUUAGACAAAACAAGUUGAAUGAGAAUCUGAAUCAAUCUGAGGGUACACCCGAAAACAAAAGUACUAAGCAGCAUUUGCCUGGAUUUCUCUCGGGAAACCUCGAAAAUGGCGGGCUAUCGAUUUCAAGAAGCAGGUCUCGAGCUUGUAGUGUUGUUCCUAUACAGAAUGAGGUUAGACCAGUGAAAGUCGGGAGAAAGAUUAUCGAUCUUCAGCUCCCGGCCGAAGAGUACAUGGAUACAGACGGAAUCGGCGACCCACAUGAACGAUCGAAAUCGGGAAAAGAAUUCAGAGAAAAGCAGUUUACUGAAAGAGGCAAUGGAUCUUGUUUGGGUUUGAAGAAAUUUAAUGGCUUUGCUGAUUUGAACGAGCCAGUUCAUUGCCAAGAACUAGAGCCUGUUGCUUCUUCAAAGGAUGUAUAUUCUCUCUACGGGAGAAUCAAUGGAGAUGUACAUGUCAAAGGUCAUUGCUUGGAGAAAGAUAUAAGUCGAAACGGAUGGAUGGUUCUUGAAACAGGGCAUGAUAAAAGCAACCCAUUACAAAUCUUUUCUAACAAUGCAUUUCAACCUCGCGGCAUGGCAAAAUCCUCCGGAGAAACGACAUUCCGUGAGCUUCCGGAAGUCUCUCGCUUAGUCUCGUACGACAGCCAUGUGGAAUCAUCGAGUGUGGCAUCGAGUUUUCCGAGCCCAAAUGGCCAUAACCCGAAAUCUGUGCAACCAUGGAACCACUGGCUUUCACCAUGGGACAACCUCUCAGGUCAGACACUGUUGCCUGUUCAUCAAGUGAAUCCAUUCUUGAAUUGUAACACACAGGGAAGAACCAAACCUAGUUUCGAGAUUUCGUGUCGUGGCUUCAAUGGCGGAUCCUCCUCUGCUCGCCCUAAGGAGGCUGUCUUUGGUUCCCACUAUUCUAAUCAUUGCUCAAAUGGGACAAUAUCAAACAGUCCUUUUGGUAUGGCGGUGAAGGUUCAGGAUCUAGAAAGCCUCCACGGGUCAAAAAAGCACGAAGAGCGUUCAACCGGGUUGUCCUGGCUGAAGCCUAAGCCUCGUUAUACGAGUGAAAUAACCGAUGGCUUCUUGGAUCUGAAUGCUUCUAUACAUCAUCAGUUCACUGAUGAAACCGAGAUGGGCGAUGGUUUUACUAAUGUGUCUCCUCGCAAGAGUUUGAAAACGGCCGACUUGCAGUUCCAGAGCAGUAGAAAGAUUCUAGGGUUCCCGAUCUUUGAGAAGAGUUCUGUUGUAAAAGAGGAGAAGCCUUCUUUCGUGACCUCUUCCAUCUAUAUUAAUGGCCGAUCAAUGGAAGAAAACAAGUCGGUGGAACGAGACCUCGAUAUCAACUUGCCUUUCGAUGUUUCGGGUUCUGCUACUGACAAGGAAGAAGGUAAAAGAGCUGUCAGAUUCAGACAUCACAUUGAUUUGAAUGUAUGUGCUAGUGAAGAUGAAGAUUCUGGCCUGCCUUCUACAUUAAGAGUGAAGGAGAAAUCAAUACCUUGGAUCGAUUUGGAAGCUCCUCCCGCUACACUCGACAGCGAGGAUGAAUCGGAGAAGUCGCCACGGAAGGGCGAAGACAGAAACUUUACGGAUGAACUCAAAGCAGCAGCCGAGACAAUAGUCGCUAUCUCCAUCUUGUUGUGUGAUCAUCCCGAUGAAGCAGCUUCCUCUUCAACCGAUGGUCAUUUGAAAGAUCCGCUCAGUUGGUUUGCAGACGCAAUCAUAUGCGGCGAUGAGAUGGAGAAACGUAUCGAAGCUGUUUCAGAAGGUAGGAGUGACCGCCGUGAAGAAUGCUCUUCCGGAGAGUUUGAUUACUUUGAAGCCAUGACCUUGAGUUUAGUUGAGAUUGAGGAAGAAAACUACAUGCCCAAGCCCUUAGUCCCUGAGAAUCUAAAUUUUGAUGAAACGGGUUUUCCCACCGCAAUACCAAAUCGUCCAAGAAGAGGACAGCCGAGACGGGGGAGGCCAAAACGGGAUUUCCGAAGGGAUAUUCUCCCGGGGCUUACUUCUCUAGCGAGGCAUGAAGUAGCAGAAGAUCUUCAGAUGUUCGGGGGGCUCACGAAAACUACAGGCUGUUCUUGGAAUUCAGGAGCGGUGGCAGCACGAAAGAACUCAACCAGGGGUGGAUCUAACCGUGGAAGAAGAAAACGACCAGUCGCUAACAUUAACACAGACCCGGGUUACCCUUCGUUGACUCAGUCCAUGAAUGACAAUGUACGAGUAGGGGGACCCGGAGAUAGGAGCCUCUCGGUUUGGGGAAGGGCGAGUAGACGGCCGAGGCGACAACGAUGCCCUGCAGGUAAUAAUCCCUUGACUGUGAUCUUAACAUGAAUACUCGGGUUUUAUGAUCAAGAAAACACUUUACCAUUCAAGAUUCUGUCCAAAGCCAUUGUUGUCCUGACGAAUCUAUAACAUGUUUCUUCUCUUA
Messenger RNA from Tarenaya hassleriana, 2964 nucleotides. RefSeq lists its product as uncharacterized. Bases 330 to 2867 code for a protein of 845 amino acids. The record is from RefSeq and is a predicted model, not a curated record. The transcript is spliced from 5 exons. Lineage: Eukaryota; Viridiplantae; Streptophyta; Magnoliopsida; Brassicales; Cleomaceae.